Messenger RNA from Odocoileus virginianus texanus, 4015 nucleotides. It is a transcript of the gene ANO8, whose product is annotated as anoctamin 8. The record is from RefSeq and is a predicted model, not a curated record. Lineage: Eukaryota; Metazoa; Chordata; Mammalia; Artiodactyla; Cervidae.
AUGGCGGAAGCCACCUCCGGCGCUGGGGGCACGUCCCUGGAGGGCGAGCGUGGCAAGAGGCCCCCGCCGGAGGGCGAGCCUGCAGCCCCGGCGUCCGGAGUUCUGGAUAAGCUUUUUGGGAAGCGGCUCCUGCAGGUGGGUCGGUAUCUGGUGUCUCACAAAGCGUGGAUGAAGACGGUGCCCACGGAGAACUGUGACGUGUUGAUGACCUUCCCAGAUACGACCGAUGACCACACGCUGCUAUGGCUGCUGAACCACAUCCGCGUGGGUAUCCCUGAGCUCAUCGUGCAAGUCCGCCACCAUCGCCACACACGCGCCUACGCCUUCUUCGUCACCGCCACAUACGAGAGCCUACUCAGAGGGGCCGACGAGCUGGGUCUGCGCAAAGCAGUGAAGGCCGAGUUUGGCGGGGGCACCCGCGGCUUCUCCUGCGAGGAGGACUUCAUCUACGAGAAUGUGGAGAGUGAGCUGCGCUUCUUCACCUCCCAGGAGCGCCAGAGCAUCAUCCGCUUCUGGCUGCAGAACCUUCGUGCCAAGCAGGGCGAGGCACUGCACAAUGUGCGCUUUCUGGAGGACCAGCCAAUCAUCCCUGAACUGGCGGCCCGCGGGAUCAUCCAGCAGGUGUUCCCAGUCCACGAGCAGCGCAUCCUGAACCGUCUCAUGAAGUCAUGGGUGCAAGCUGUGUGUGAAAACCAGCCUCUAGAUGAGAUCUGCGACUACUUUGGUGUGAAGAUUGCCAUGUACUUUGCCUGGCUGGGUUUCUACACAUCGGCAAUGGUGUACCCGGCAGUCUUCGGCUCAGUCCUGUACACAUUCACAGAGGCUGAUCAGACAAGCCGGGAUGUGUCCUGCGUGGUCUUUGCCCUCUUCAACGUGGUCUGGUCAACACUGUUCUUGGAGGAGUGGAAACGGAGGGGGGCCGAGCUGGCCUACAAGUGGGGAACACUGGACUCACCUGGGGAAGCUGUGGAGGAGCCACGACCCCAGUUCAGGGGCGUGCGGCGCAUCAGCCCCGUGACUCAGGCCGAGGAGUUCUACUACCCACCCUGGAAGCGGCUGCUCUUCCAGAUGCUCGUGAGUCUCCCCUUGUGCCUCACCUGCCUAGCCUGCGUGUUCCUGCUCAUGCUCGGCUGCUUCCAGCUCCAGGAGCUGGUGCUGAGCGUGAAGGGGCUGCCCCGUCUUGCCCGCUUCCUGCCGAAAGUCAUGUUGGCCCUGCUGGUCAGUGCAAGCGCCGAGGGCUAUAAGAAGCUGGCUGUCUGGCUCAACGACAUGGAGAACUAUCGGCUGGAGAGUGCCUAUGAGAAGCACCUCAUCAUCAAGGUCGUCCUGUUCCAGUUCGUCAACUCAUACCUGAGCCUCUUCUACAUUGGCUUCUACCUCAAGGACAUGGAACGCCUGAAAGAGAUGCUGGCCACACUGCUGAUCACCCGCCAGUUCCUCCAGAAUGUUCGAGAGGUUCUGCAGCCCCACCUGUAUCGGCGGCUGGGCCGAGGAGAGCUUGGCCUGCGGGCGGCCUGGGAGCUGGCCCGUGCCCUCCUUGGCCUCCUGAGCCUCCGGCGCCCCGCACGCCGCCACCUCGAACCCCCGGCUGAAGAGAGUGGCGGUGGCAGCAGCGGUGGGGGGGGCCGCAGGUGUCUCAGUGGGGGCUGCGGGGCACCUGAGGAGGAAGAGGAGGCCACGGUGGAGCGGCGGCCGGCAGGGGAAGGGGGAGAGGUGGGGGAUGGGCCCCGGGGGGGCAGAGAGGAGGAGGACCUGGACGAGGAGGAGGAGGACGAAGAGGAGGAGGAUGAGGAUGAGGAAGGCGAGGAGGGCGGCCUCCUGGACUGCGGGCUCCGACUAAAGAAGGUCAGCUUUGCUGAGCGGGGGGCUGGGCGGCGGCGGCCAGGCCCAAGCCAGGAGGCCCUCCUGGAGGAGGGGAGCCCCACCAUGGUGGAGAAGGGGCUGGAACCAGGUGUGUUCACACUGGCCGAGGAGGACGAUGAGGCCGAGGGGGCUCCCAGCAGCCCCGAACGGGAGCCUCCCCCGGCUGUCCUGCUCCGCCGGGCCGGAGGUGAGGGCCGAGACCAGGGCCCGGAUGGGGGCCCGGACCCAGAGCCAGGCUCAGGCGACUCAGCCCGGAAGCAGCGGCGGCAGAACCGGUCAUCGUGGAUCGACCCACCCGAGGAGGAACACUCGUCUCAGCUCACCCAGGCGGAGCUCGAGAGCUGCAUGAAGAAAUAUGAGGACACGUUCCAGGACUACCAGGAGAUGUUCGUGCAGUUUGGCUAUGUCGUGCUCUUCUCGUCCGCCUUCCCCCUGGCUGCCCUCUGCGCCCUCAUCAACAACCUCAUCGAGAUCCGCAGUGAUGCCCUCAAGCUGUGCACGGGGCUGCAGCGGCCCUUUGGGCAGCGGGUGGAAAGCAUUGGCCAGUGGCAGAAGGUGAUGGAGGUCAUGGGCGUCCUGGCAAUCGUGGUCAAUUGCUAUCUAAUUGGCCAGUGUGGGCAGCUGCAGCGCCUCUUCCCCUGGCUCAGUCCCGAGGCAGCCAUCGUGUCCGUGGUGGUGCUCGAGCACUUCGCUCUGCUCCUCAAGUACCUCAUCCAUGUGGCCAUCCCCGACAUCCCGGGCUGGGUGGCUGAGGAGAUGGCCAAGCUGGAGUACCAGCGACGGGAGGCCUUCAAGAGACAUGAGCGCCAGGCCCAGCACCGCUACCAGCAACAGCAGCGGCGGAGGCGGGAGGAGGAGGAGCGACAGCGCCACGCGGAACACCACGCCCGGAGGGAGCGAGACGCCAGUGGCCGAGAGGAGGCUCGGGCCGAGGGCUCUGGGUUGGACCCUGCUGCCCCGGAGAAAACCUCGGCCAAGGCCAAGGGCAGUGGGGCAGGUGGCCACGGGCCGGAGCGACCCAAGCGCCCGGGGUCCCUGCUGGCACCCAACAACGUCAUGAAGCUGAAGCAGAUCAUCCCGCUGCAGGGCAAGUUCCUGUCGUCCGGGGCCUCGUCCUCCUCGCCGGCCGGCCCGGGGGCCAACCUCACCACCCGGCCAACCCCUGCCCAGUCGCCCACUGGCAGCGACACCCGCCUGCCAGCCUUCCUUAGCUUCAAAUUCCUCAAGUCACCUGAGACUCGGCGGGACCCAGAGCGUAGCCACUCUCCACCCAAGGCCUUCCAUGCCGGCAAGCUUUUCCCCUUCGGCGGGGCCCGGGCAGAGACCGGGUCCAACGGGGCGGGCGGGCAGGCCCGGCAGGACGGGACCCUCAGCGGUGGCGGUUGCCGAGCCCAGCGGAGUGGGCUGGUGGACGAGGCUGCAGCUGAGGAGCCGGACACACCCCGGCCUGAAGAGGAAGGCUCAGGGACAGCGCUGGCCCCCGUGGGCGCCCCGGCCCUCCGCACCCGCCGCAGCCGGAGCCCUGCGCCGCCGCCACCGCCGCCAACACCGCUGCCUCGGCCCCCGACGCCCCCCGCGGGCUGCUGGCAGUGGGACGGGCCGUGGGGCUGCGGGGGCGAGGGCGCCGCCCCCCGCCAGGUUCCUGCUGCCACCGACUGCCCGCCCUGCGCCCUCGCCGGGCCCCCGCCUGCCCCCCAGCCCCUGCCGGGGGACGCCAGCUUCUACAGCCUCCCGCUGCCGCCGCUGCCUCCCACCUCCGAGCCCCCCCAGACCCCGAUGCCCUCACCCAGCCCCAGCUCCAGUCCCAGUCCUCAGGCCGUGUGCUGGCCCAGCGGCUGGCAUUAGCUCCGCCCGCCCUGCCUUCCUGUUUUCAUAUGCAAUAUCAAUCACAGACGGGGCGGCGGCCGCCACCCAGAAAACACUUGGGCCGGGCCCGAUGUACCCCAGUAUUGGCUGCCCCCUCCUGGGGCAGGGCCGGGGGCCUGGGGCCCCUCUAUCUGCCGUUUUCCUUUCGACCAGGAUGGGGGGGAAAACGAAACCCCCAAAAAACAACAGAAAACACACAGAAUAGGCGAUUAUUUAUUUGUUUUUAAUUUAUUUUGUCAUAUUUUUGUAAAACGGCAGAAAUGCAAUAAAAAGUAUAUUUCAACAG